UACAUACAUACACACAAUACACACACAUUUCAUAGCGUAUCUCUUGAUCAAAAGCAUAACUAUUUAAUAGUCGUCCACGCGAAAAGAUUUUGUGAAGAUAAAAACUAUUCACCAGCCACAUUUCAUUUGUAAGACCGAGAUCUGCUCCUAAGGUCCUCUACCUGCAAGAUUCCCGCUAUUACAAUCCAUAGGUGUAGUAGGGAUCUCUAGUAACAAUAGAAAAAAAACUCAAAAAAAAAACAGGGAGUGACAAGUCUCACUUAUUCUUUCGUGUCAAAGCGUGCAGAAGAUAAAAAAAAACAUACACACAAAAAGAAACACAUUUUCUCAAGCAAGAAUAACAAGAUUUUGGUUUAUGUAAAAAUACAAUUUAAAAGCUCUGUUUUAACCUGAAUCUUGUAACAAUAGGAUGGAGACAAAGGAACUGAUAAAGGAACCCAUUAAAGACGGCAUCAUCGAUUCGUUAGAAACGAAACACUAAUAACAAACACGGAUGUUCAAUACCUGAAGCACCCUAAAUCAGUGACAGCUUAACUUUUGAAUUGACACCUGUCUCCCCUGGUAACCCCACAGGAGGCAAGGUGGGGUAGUACUUGUUAGAGGUUGAUGAAAAAGAUAAGGAAAACUGCUACAGGCACACAGGCACAAUCUACCCACCUGCACGGAGCUACCUACCUGUUGUUUGACUCAAUUAAUUGUUUGCAAGGCUUUUCGGAUUCUGGAUACUUUGUUUCAUUAUCGACGUGUUGGACCCUAAUUAUACUCCCGCUUCGAUAGGGCUGAAGUGAAAAGGGCUGAGUGAGUGUCGUCUGAUUCCCACAUUUGACCAAGAAGAAAUCUUUAAAGAUCAGAGUUGAGUAAUACCUGAACAGGUUGUGACUGGAAAUUUUAAGCUAAAAAAAAAAAAAAAUCUGCCAGCACUAUGUUGGUGGCCAGAGACGAAUUCCAAAGCGGCUGUUGCUGUACUGAAUAUCACCAGGAUUCCAUACCCUUGGACCUCAGCGCUUCUUCACAAAAUAAUCAGAAUUCCCAGACUUGUGAAAUCGUAGUUAGUGAUGACGCAAAGUUCACCGUAGAUUGCCAUGCCCUUUCGAGGCACAGUGGUUAUUUCCGUUGGUUAUUUAAAGAAUCCUAUCCCAACAAUCGGUCGCCGAUUACCUUAAACAAUAUUAACCGGACUGAAUUCCAGAGAAUCUUAGAUUAUAUUAACACGGGUAGCAUUGACCUUGAUAUGGUAAACAUAGAAAAUGUUUUACAAACUUGUCAGUACCUUUUACUAACACAGCUAACCGGAUAUUGCGAACAGUUCCUCCUCACCAAAUUAGACACACACUGGCUACAGAUUUUAGGUUUAACUGGGGAGUUUUGUCUGCUUCUUGUUGGACCAGCGCUGCUCGAUUUCCUAAUGAAAAACUUCGAAUCUAUUAGCAAAGAUGUCGACAGGUUUAACCGAAUCCCUUUUGAGGUUCUUUUUUCAUUGGCCCAGAGCCCCCAGCUAAAAGUUCCCUCUGAAUUCUUUCUUUUCAAACAGAUUGUGAAAUGGAUAAAUUAUGAUUUUGAGGCACGUGCUGAUUACUUUGACCAUUUUAUGACGGUGGUACGACUCCCAGUCAUGUCGCGAGACGAACUCGAAGAAGUAGCAAUGCAUUUCAAUCCCUGCGUUUAUACACCAGCCCUGCACAUGUUGCAUUUUUUGCUGAACAACUCUCAACAUACAUGACAGAAUGGAGAGGGUAAAAAAACAAAAAAAAAAUGGCCGAAUAUAUGAGACCGGAUUGACAGCCAUCACAAAUUUUGAACUUCGAAUUCACAACAAGCAUUUCAUUAUGUCUCUUGCUCAGAGGUCACGUAAUUUUGCUUCGCCUCAGCUGACCAAGUUGUUGAUAAUCACUGCAUUUGAUGGCAUUAACCCUUAAACGGCAGGAAAGGUUUGCAUGAAUGUGGAUGCCAAGCAUGAAAAAAAAAAAUUCUUUUGUGUUUAUUUUCACUUAAGAAUAUAAAAAUUGUUGGUCUCUCGCACAAUAAAAUUUACAAUCUAUUAUCGAGAAGUGCCGUAAAAUAUUCACUUUCCUUUGCAUCCGGAAUGAGCAUAAAUUGAUUUGAGAUACCCGCAUUGUACGAAUGUACAUCAGUUGGUGAUGUCGCCUGUUCCCUUAUGGAACAUCAAUUGAUGAUGUCCGCCGUUUUAAGGAUUAAAGACGCAUGGGUAUAUCAGACACACUCUAAUUUCAGCAGCGCAUAUUCA
Molecule: messenger RNA, 2245 nt
Organism: Octopus sinensis (East Asian common octopus)
Lineage: Eukaryota; Metazoa; Mollusca; Cephalopoda; Octopoda; Octopodidae
Product: kelch-like protein 17
Exons: 2
Coding region: 923-1720 (265 amino acids)
Molecular function (GO): protein binding
Source: RefSeq, a predicted model, not a curated record